UGGAAGUUAAAGGACGCUCAUCGUCGUCGAAAUGAUCGUACGUUACGCUUGCAUACUGCCACCCAAGCUAAGAAGCAUAAGAAACAACAUGAUGCUACUAUUAUUAAGAAGCUUAAACUUCGUUCUUUUUCGGAUGCUAUGACUAGCAAUGGAAAUAGUAGCCAUCGGAAUCUUAGUAGUGACAGCGAUAGUAAGGAGACAGAAAGUGUGAGCAGUCCACUUAUAGUGACUAGUCGACCAACUUCAUCGAAUGAGCCUUCUAUUGUUUUGACGUCAUCGGACCCUGCCGUGAAUGUUAAGUUGAUUGUUGAUACACAAGGUUGUGUAACUCUAAGUGUUCCUACUUCGGUUGACUGUCAGUCAAGUGAUGAUGAGCAGGAAGUGUCCGAUGGUAACAGCCAGUCUACAGUGUUACCUGAUAACGAUGCUAUUGACGUGCUUAUGUCUUGUGUCUCUGUAACGGAACAUGGAGAACAACAAGUGAGUUUAUCGGUUUUGGAUUGUGACACUAAUGCUGUUCUUUCAUUUAGAGAGAUGAGUUAUACAACAAAGGAAGAGUUUCACUCUACGGAUGCUAGUGUAGCCAGAAACGACGCUACUUGUCUGACACAACGGAAUCAUAAUGACGAUAAUAAUCUGGAUGUCACUGAUGUGACAAAUGAUUUGUCGACGUUGACGAAUGCUGAUCAAACCUCUGUACCAGGAGAUGGAGAGUUGAAUAUUGUUCCUAUGUUAUGCCACCUAGAGUCUUCGGGAGACGAGGAAAUGUCAAAAUCGGAGAUCCUGCCCUUGCAUAUUAUCUAUGGGUCAAGAACUUCUGUUGAUAAGUCAGCAUCACGGGCUUCAUCGUAUCUGCUGUUUGGAGCAAUGGGUGGUGGAUUAACGACUCAUCCCCAUGAGGUGGAAAGUAAAUCUCUAAGAGGAUAUGACCAGCUUUACGACGUGUUGCACAUGUUCGUGUGGGUGAAUUGGAUAAGGUUUAUACUACCGUUAGGUCAUGCUACGAUAGAUAGGGGAAUCAAGGACCUGAUGGGAAUGUACAGGUUCAUAGUUUGAUAGGUCAUAUCCAUGUUGGAGGGCGGGUAGGCGUACUGCUGUAAGUCCUACUCGUUCUUCCGGUGUGGAUUAGGGGAUGAGAAUGAACCGUAAAUUGAAGUGUUAGAAAGGGCUUGUUUUGCUUAGAGGGAUAUUGUGGGCCGGUGUAGAAUUUAUAUUGAAUGUUUGUUGUUGAUUGCUUGUGAUGCACAUACUUGGAUUGUUGUUAUAUAUUCUUGUCGGUGAAAAGAACCAAGGUUCUUUUAGUCGGGAGUGUUACGGGAGAAACGAAGACAUUUUGCUGAUUAAAACCUUCAUGUAUAAAUAUAAUUAAUUUCACUGUUUUUUGGGUAUAUUUGUUUUACUUAACUUAUGAACUUGUUUGAAUUAUUAUUUGCAAACAUAUUGGACUCCCGUUUCUCUUUGUUGUUCGUUGCAGUUUUUUGCUCCAAGAGAUAAUAAAUUAGAAGAACGACAUUGGUCGUCUAUUUGUAAUAAAUUAUUUUGGUGGAAUUUGUGAUUUGGAAUAAACUUUGGUAUCUACUUUGGAGUUUCGUUCUUGGUAUAGAAAUUUGGGACCUUGAAUUACCAAUAGACGACAACAGUGCUUCGUAAGAUCGACGAGCAAAAAACUGGACGUAACAACUA
Schistosoma turkestanicum is the source of this 1683-nucleotide messenger RNA. The record is from the annotation of a GenBank genome assembly. NCBI's taxonomy places the organism in Eukaryota, Metazoa, Platyhelminthes, Trematoda, Strigeidida, Schistosomatidae.